This is a messenger RNA of Symbiodinium necroappetens, 1610 nucleotides long. Lineage: Eukaryota; Dinophyceae; Suessiales; Symbiodiniaceae. The record is from the annotation of a GenBank genome assembly.
AUGUAUUUUCCUACGUCCAGUGAGUGCACGGUCCAAGACCGCACCGCGGAUGCGUCCUUCCAGACCACUAACCUUCCACCUGUGGGAUGCCGGGCCUUCAUGCAGUCUAGCCUGUACAAGGAGAACAAUUUCGAACUGGGCCAUAGCGAGGUCUGGGGAUCAUGGUACGACGCUUCUGCAGAAAGAUGGGGCUACGCGUGCUGUCGAGCAUUGCAACGCUCGAAGCGAUGUGCUGCGAAUGCAUCACCGGCGCAGGAUCUCGAGGACGGCGGCGAUCUCGAAGCCGGCGCUCCCACUUGCCUGGACGAUCUUCAGAGCGGCCUCCCAUUCGCAGAGGCCGACCUCUUCGCACUGCGAUGGUUACAAGCAGUGCUGCGAGAGUAUCGUCGCCAACAUCAGCUGGACGCGGCUUGCGCUUCACGCUUCGGACGUUCACAACCGGAAGAGGUGGAGCGGUCCCUGGCAACCCUGCUGCAGACUCUGCAGGCAAGCUGUCAGAGUUUCUGGAAGGGGGAGGAAGUCCAUGUCUGGAGCGUUGGCCACAACAAGUGGUUCAAAACCGGGCGGGUUGUCGCCGUGAGGCAGACAGAAGAAGGAGGGCGAGCUGUCGGCUCGGUGCUUGUUACGUUUGUGGAGACCGCCGACAGCAAACCUUCCAGGAAGUGGGUGUCUCCGGCCAACAUACCGUCUGUCCUGCGGAAGGCAGCAGAGGUGAAAAUUUCGCGAGAUGAUCUGGACAAGAUCGUGCGAAUAGCUGAACUUUGUGCAGAACGAGAAUAUCAUGCCGCUAGCCAGGUGUACCUAGAGCUGACUGUGGGUCAUGGACGAUGGCAUGGAGAUCUGUCCCUAGUCAGCACAGAUAGCAGAACUGGACUGGACUUCACCUACAACAUGGAUCCUACCCUAGCUGCGUGCUUCGCUCGCCAGAAGGAGAAGCAUGAGAAAGGCGAGGAGGUGGCAGAGAUUGGAUCCCAGGCGAAUCAAAGAACACAGCUAGAUCCUGUUCUUGCGCAAAGAUGGGAGAAGCUGCAGAAAACUGAGUUUCCGGUGGAAGAUGACAUCGGUUCCAAAGCCGAGAAGAUCGUCAAACUAGACCCUGUGCUUGCCAAGCGCUGGUCGCAGCAGCAGGAACUGGUCGACUCGGGUCUCUAUGAAGCUGAGAUUGGUUCUGUAGCAGAGAAGUCGACGAAGCUGGAUCCGACGCUUGCCAAGCACUGGGCAGCAGCUCACGAAAGGGCCUUGGCAGGCAAAGGGAUUCCGGACCCAGAAGAAGCAGGUCCCAAAGCUGACUUUUCCAGGAAAGACACCGAGCUUGCAAAGCGCUUUGCAAAGCUGCAGCGACAAGCUCAAAGAAAUGAAGGUGGCGAGGCAGAGAGAUGCCAGCUACAAUUCUCCGCUGGAGAGAGCAAGGAGCACGAAGUCUGCACUGAAGGGGCCGCCAUUGGCCGCCUCCAGUGGAGCGCCGUGGUCCUGGCAGACUUCACAAUAGAUCUCGAAGUCUGUGCUGUGGUUCGAAUACCGCCGGAGAUGGAGAGCACAGAGACCAUCGUGUUGCAAAGGAAUGCUCGUGGAGGAACUUUUGUUGGCACGCUGGACUCGAGAACCGACAG